AUGGCCAAGCCCACGAGCAAAGACCCUGGCUUGAAGGAGAAGUUCAAGAGUCUCCUGGGCCUGGGGACGUCACGGCCGCACGCCAGGUCUGCAGAGGGCAAGCAGACGGAGUUCGUCAUCACGGCGGAAAUCCUGAGAGAGCUGAGUGUCGAGUGUGGUCUGAGCAAUCGUAUCCGGGUCAUAGGGCAGAUUUGUGAAGUAGCAAAAACUAAGAAAUUUGAAGAGCAUGCCGUAGAAGCCCUCUGGAAGGCUGUCGCAGACCUGCUGAAGCCAGAUCGGCCACCAGAGGCCCGACACGCUGUGCUGGCCCUGCUCAAGGCCAUCGUGCAGGGCCAGGGGGACCGCCUGGGCGUGCUGCGUGCCCUCUUCUUCAAGGUCAUAAGGGAUUAUCCCUCGAAGGAAGACCUGCACGAAAGGUUGGAAGUGUUCAAGGCCCUCACAGACAACGGGCGACACAUCACCUACUUGGAAGAAGAGCUGGCUGACUUUGUCCUGCAGUGGAUGGAAGUUGGCUUGUCCUCAGAAUUCCUGCUGGUGCUUGUGAACCUAGUCAAGUUCAACAGCUGCUACCUCGAUGAAUACAUUGCAUCCAUGGUUCAAAUGAUCUGCCUGCUGUGUAUCCGGACUGCGUCCUCUGUGGACAUUGAGGUCUCCCUGCAGGUGCUGGAUGCCGUGGUCUGCUACAACUGCCUGCCUGCUGAGAGCCUGCCGCUGGUCAUCGUCACCCUGUGCCGCACCGUGAACAUCAAGGAGCUCUGUGAGCCCUGCUGGAAGCUGAUGCGUAACCUGCUGGGAACCCACCUGGGCCACAGCGCCAUCUACAACAUGUGCCGCCUCAUGGAGGACAGAGCCUACAUGGAGGAUGCCCCGCUGCUGAGAGGAGCCGUUUUCUUUGUUGGCAUGGCGCUGUGGGGGGCCCACCGACUUUACUCCCUCAAGAACUCCCCGACAUCUGUGCUGCCAUCCUUUUAUGAGGCCAUGACCUGUCCCAAUGAAGUCGUGUCCUACGAAAUCGUUCUUUCCAUCACGAGACUCAUCAAGAAGUACAGGAAGGACCUGCAGGCUGUGACGUGGGACAUGCUGCUUAACGUCAUCGAGCGUCUGCUCCAGCAACUCAAAAGCCUGGAGAGCCCGGAGCUGCGAGCCAUCGUGCACGACUUGCUGACGACAGUGGAGGAGCUGUGUGACCAGAAUGAGUUCCAUGGCUCGCAGGAGAGAUACUUCGAGCUCGUCGAGAGAUGUGCUGACCAGAGACCGGAGUCCUCCCUUCUGAACCUGAUCUCGUACAGGGCGCAGUCCAUCCAUCCGGCCAAGGAUGGCUGGAUUCAUAACCUGCAACAGUUGAUGGAGAGGUUCUUCAGGAGCGAGUCCCGCAGUGCUGUGCGCAUCAAGGUGCUGGACGUGCUGUCCUUCGUGCUGCUCAUCAACAGGCAGUUCUACGAGGAGGAGCUGAUCAACUCAGUGGUCAUCUCCCAGCUCUCCCACAUCCCGGAGGACAGAGACCCCCAGGUCCGCAAGCUGGCUACCCAGUUGUUGGUGGACCUGGCGGAAGGCUGCCACACCCAUCAUUUUAACAGUCUCCUGGACAUCAUUGAGAAAGUGAUUGCUCGCUCCUUAUCUCCUCCCACUGAGCUGGAGGAAAGAGGCGUGCCUGCGUACGCGGCAUCCCUGGAGGACGUGAAGACCGCAGUCCUGGGGCUCCUGGUCAUCCUUCAGACCAAGCUCUACGCCCUGCCAGCCAGCCACGCAGCACGUGUAUAUGAGAUGCUUGUGCACCACAUCCACCUGCACUACAAGCACACGUACAGCCUGCCCAUCGCCGGCAGCAUCCGGCUCCAGGCCUUCGACUUCCUGCUGCUGCUGCGGGCAGACGCGCUUCACCGCCUGGGCCUGCCCAGCAAGGACGGCGCCGUGCGCUUCAGCCCCUACUGCCUGUGUGACUACGUGGAGCCAGAGCGAAGCUCAGAGAAGAAGACCAGCGGACCCCUCUCGCCUCCCACAGGGCCUCCUGGCCCGGCGCCCACGGGCCCGGCGGUGCGGCUCGGCUAUCUGCCUUACUCCCUGCUCUUCCAAGUCCUGCUGCAGUGUUUAAAGCAGGAGACGGACUGGAAAGUGCUGAAGUUGGUGCUCAGCAAGCUGCCAGAGUCCCUGCGCUACCAGGUCCUGAUCUUCACCUCGCCCUGCAGCGUCGACCAGCUGUCCUCUGCCCUCUGCUCCAUGCUUACAGGCCCCAAGACCCUGGAACGGUUGAGAGGCACCCCAGAAGGCUUCUCCAGAACCGACUUACACUUGGCGGUGGUGCCGGUAUUAACGGCAUUGAUCUCUUACCACAACUACCUGGACAAGACCAAGCAGCGGGAGCUGGUGUACUGCUUGGAGCAAGGCCUCAUUUACCGAUGUGCCAGCCAGUGUGUGGUGGCCCUGGCCGUGUGCAGUGUGGAGAUGCCAGACGUCAUCAUCAAGGCACUGCCUGUGCUGAUCGUCAAGCUCACGCACAUCUCUGCCACGGCCAGCAUGGCUGUGCCGCUGCUCGAGUUCCUCUCCACUCUGGCGCGGCUGCCACACCUCUACAGGAACUUUGCUGCCGAGCAGUAUGCCAGCGUGUUCGCCAUCUCGCUGCCCUACACCAACCCAUCCAAGUUCAACCAGUACAUCGUGUGUCUGGCCCACCACGUAAUAGCCAUGUGGUUCAUCCGGUGCCGUCUGCCCCUCCGGAAAGACUUUGUUCCUUACAUCACUAAGGGCCUUCGCUCCAACGUCCUCCUGUCUUUUGAUGACACCCCUGAGAAGGACAGCUUCAGAGCGCGGAGCACCAGUCUCAACGAGAGGCCCAAGAGUUUGAGGAUAGCCAGGCCCCUCAGACAAGGCCCGAGUAACUCUGCGCCCGGGAAAGAGCGUCAGGAGAGCUGUGCGGCCGAGGCCUUCCGGUGUCGCAGCAUCAGUGUAUCUGAGCAGGUCGUCCGCAGUAGGAUCCAGACCUCGCUUACCAGCGCCAGCUUGGGCUCUGCGGACGAGAACUCCAUGGCCCAGGCUGAUGACAGCCUGAAGAACCUCCACUUGGAGCUUACUGAGACUUGUCUGGACAUGAUGGCUAGAUAUGUGUUCUCGAACUUCACAGCCGUCCCCAAGAGGUCACCUGUGGGAGAGUUCCUCCUGGCAGGAGGUAGGACCAAGACCUGGCUGGUGGGGAACAAGCUGGUCACCGUGACGACGAGUGUAGGGACUGGCACGCGUUCACUACUGGGCCUGGAUCCUGGCGAGCAGCAGGGAGGCCCAGAGCUGAGCUCCGACCACAGCGUGCACGUGAGGCAGACGAAGGAGGCGCCCGCCAAACUGGAGUCCCAGGCGGGGGUGCAGCUGUGCUGUGGAGCCCGGGACCGGGUCCGCUCCAUGUCAGGGGGCCAUGGUCUACGUGUGGGAGCCCUGGACAGUCCAGCCUCCCACUUCCCAGGAGGCCCCACUUCUCCCGGGUCAGAGACAGUGCUGGCCACAGAGCCCGAGCAGGCCUCCCCCAGGACCCAGGCACCAGCACCGAGGAAGACAAACCUGGCCGCCUACGUGCCCCUGCUGACACAGGGCUGGGCCGAGAUCCUGGUCCGCAGGCCCACAGGGAACACCAGCUGGCUAAUGAGCCUGGAGAACCCACUGAGCCCCUUCUCCUCGGACAUCAACAACACGCCGCUGCAGGAGCUGUCCAACGCCCUCAUGGCUGCUGAGCGCUUUAAGGAGCACCGUGACACAGCCCUGUACAAGUCGCUGUCGGUGCCCACAGCCAGCACCCCCAAGCCUUCCCUUCUGCCCCGCUCCAACACAGUGGCCUCUUUCUGCUCCCUGAGCCAGUCCAGCUGCCGAGGAAAGCUGCACAGGAGUGUUUCCUGGGCAGACUCUCCGGCGGUUCUGGAGGAGGGACGUGCUGGUGAGGUGGACUUGUCUCCUGAGCCCCCUGAGCUGGAGGACUUGGAGGCAGCCUCCGGCCCAGACAGGUGCUGCCGGCUUGCUGGUGCUUACAGCAGGUCGUCCUCUACACCCAGCCAGGAGGAGAAGCUGCUGCACCCCGAGGAGUUGGCUGCCAGGGGCAUCCCCAUGGAGCGGGCCGUGUCCUCUGAGGGCGGCCGUCCCUGCCUGGACCUCUCCUUCCAGCCCUCGCAGCCCCUUAGCAAGUCUAGCUCCUCACCUGAGCUGCAGACCCUGCAGGACGUCCUUGGGGACGCCGGGGACAAGGCUGACUCGGGCCGGCUGAGCCCUGAGGCCAAGGCUCGGUCGCAGUCAGGGACCCUGGAUGGGGAGAGUGCCACCUGGCUGGUCCCAGGCGAGGAGGGCCGGGCGCGUGGACCGGCCCAGCACGAGGGACCACUGUCCUCUGGCUCUCCACGCUCCCCAAGUGGCCUGCGGCCCCGAGGCUACACCAUCUCUGACUCGGCCCCGUCGCGCAGGGGCAGGAGACUAGAAAAGGACGCCUUCCGGGGCCGAGCUGCUGCCUCCAACGCAGAGAAGGUGCCAGGCAUCAACCCCAGUUUUGUGUUCCUGCAGCUCUACCACUCACCAUUCUUUGGGGACGAGUCCAAUAAGCCAAUCCUGCUACCCAAUGAGGCAGGGUUUCAUGUGCUACAGUCCUUCGAGCGGUCCGUGCAACUCCUCGACCAGAUCCCUUCCUAUGACACACACAAAAUCGCCGUCUUGUACGUGGGAGAGGGCCAGAGCAACAGCGAGCUUGCCAUCCUCUCGAAUGAGCACGGCUCUUACAGGUACACGGAGUUCCUGACAGGCCUGGGCAAACUCAUCGAGCUCAAGGACUGCCAGCCGGACAAGGUGUACCUGGGCGGCCUGGACGUGGGCGGGGAGGACGGCCAGUUCACCUACUGCUGGCAUGACGACAUCAUGCAAGCUGUCUUCCACAUCGCCACCCUGAUGCCCACCAAAGAUGGGGACAAACACCGCUGUGACAAGAAGCGCCACUUGGGCAACGACUUUGUGUCCAUCAUCUACAAUGACUCGGGCGAGGACUUCAAGCUAGGCACCAUUAAGGGCCAGUUCAACUUUGUGCACGUGACCAUCACGCCCCUGGACUACGCGUGCAACCUCGUCUCACUGCAGUGCCGGAAAGACAUGGAGGGCCUGGUGGACACCAGUGUGGCCAAGAUCAUAUCCGACUGCAACCUGCCCUUCGUCGCCCGCCAGAUGGCCCUGCAUGCCAACAUGGCCUCCCAGGUCCACCACAGCCGUUCCAACCCCACUGACAUCUACCCUUCCAAGUGGAUCGCCCGGCUGCGCCACAUCAAGCGGCUGCGUCAUCGGAUUCGGGAGGAGGCCCGCUACUUGAGCCCCAGCCUGCCCCUGGCACAGACGCAGCCCCCAGCCCAUGCCCCAGCCCCGCCCGAGCCCACGCCCACCUAUGAGACUGGCCAGAGAAAGCGUCUCAUCUCCUCGGUGGAUGACUUCACAGAGUUCGUGUGA
Messenger RNA from Orycteropus afer afer, 5454 nucleotides. Lineage: Eukaryota; Metazoa; Chordata; Mammalia; Tubulidentata; Orycteropodidae. The record is from RefSeq and is a predicted model, not a curated record.